UUCUCUGCGCAACAGUCACCAGUAACUUGAGAGAUAUUACACGCAACUUUUGUGUCAGUCCUUUAUUUCAUUCCUUGGCGAGUUCACGCGAGUUUCUUGGGUCUCACAACAUGUACAAGCUAGUCUACCUGUUGAUGGCAAUCGGCCAAAGUUUGGGCAAAGAAAGGUCAGAGGGUUUAGUGAUUUUUCCUGAAGGCAGUCGUCAGGUGGUUCGACAAGGUGCCAAUCUCACCAUCACCUGCACCUACGACUACCAAGACGACGCUGGUCAAAAAUUGAACGACAUUACGUGGAUUCUACCCGACGCCCUGGCAAAGAAUAAUCCGUUGAGUCAAGGCGUCAACGACCGCCUUCGCAACACGUUCGAUAGAAACCACACCCACAUGACAUCGACGUUGACACUCGAGAAUCUUAGAACAAAAGAUACGGGGUAUUUCACAUGCAAUGUUCACUCUGCCCUGCAUUAUGAGUCGUACAGACAAAAACAAUACGUCUACGUUUACAGUGAUGCAGAUUACGUCAUCAUAGACGAUAACGCCUAUCAAGAAUACAGUUCGAAACAAGGCGAUUCCAUUCAAAUCCCUUGCAGGCCCACCCACCCAAACGUCACGUUCCAUCUGAUCCGCAAUUCUCAAAUCACUGCAAAGGGCUACAUAUGGGAACGCUCCGAAAAUUUGUUAUCUGAUCCGGACUCUAAAUGGAAUUUGGACCCUGAACGCGGACUGUCGCUGAAAGACACGACCAUCAGCGACACUGGCCAGUAUCAAUGCGUCGGGACUAUGAAUAAUGUCUCAGACUGGGAGUAUUUUCAAAUUUAUGUCAAAGGGAUCGAACUGGUGAGAAUUGGUGAUGCAGACGAUCCACUAGAGGGGAGUAACAUUACUUUAAUCUGCCGCACUCACGUUCAACGCGAGUUUGCUUCACCACCGGAAUGGGCCUACCAGUUAAUCGACGUCACCGGAGAAACGCUCAAAGUCAUUAACGGUACAAAUACAGACGAAGAGAGCCCAAUCAACGCUGGAUAUUACGACGAUCUGGAUUCCCAUCACCAGUCAUCAAAGGCGGCCUUUUACAGUCGAGAACGAACGUGGAGAUAUUACGAAAGCAGACAAGAGCUAAUCGACGUAGCCCUCAACACCAACAUAACAUUUCAAUGUAAAGCCAAUAAAGAUAAAGAAAUCAUGUUCAAAAAGAUUUCUUUUCGAGUCAAAGAAAUUAAUAACGAACCAGUGUUAAAUUUCAUCCACUUGGAUAAGGCAAGACCCAAGAACUUGACUUGCGUCAUUUCCCUCCAAAGAAAUAAAAUGUUAUGGUUCAAGGACGACAAAGAAUAUCCGGGACGAGUACAUUCAUCUGGAAAUGUGUCAAUCUUGCCGCUAAAUGGAAUUGUGAACGAAAUAGGGGUGUACUCAUGCCGGUGGAAUAACAGCCUUGGACAAUCAAGGUUCAGAAACUUCACCGUUUUUCUCGGUAAUUCAAACGGUUUAACAAACGCAACAGCCAUCCCCCUCUCUGCGAAUCUGGUUGCUUUGAUCGUGAUAAUCGGAAUCGGAAUCAAACUCUACCUCGACAAGAAGCGGCAAGUGUUUCCAAAAGCAAAGAAAUUACUGGAAGGAAAUGUCAACCCUCCCGUGAGUCAGCAAUUGUCGAUGGAAGAUCAGAUCGAAGCACUACCCUACGACAAGCGUUGGGAAUUCCCCAAACACCGCCUAACACUUGGAAUACAGCUGGGAGCUGGAUGUUUUGGACGGGUAGUUAAAGCUGAAGCUGUAGGGAUCGAAGGGUCCGGAGAACACGCUAAAACGGUGGCAGUCAAAAUGGUCCGUUCGCAAACGAACGUUGCCGCCCUAGAAGCGCUCGUGAGUGAAAUGAAAAUUCUCAUGCACUUGGCAUCGCAUUUGAAUGUCGUCAACCUUCUCGGAGCUUGUACCAAAGAUAUCGACAAAGGAGAACUGUUACUAAUCGUCGAGUACUGUCGGUUCGGAAACUUACAAGCUUAUUUGAUCAAUCACCGGGAAAACUUUAUCAAUCUAAUGGACGACUUUGGAAACAUGAAAUCGGAUAACGAAGCGGACCAAAUAGUUAGUAGCGUUUGUAACGGUAAUGUGGAGGGAACCCGUCUGCAACUCAAACCGAAAAAACCGCCAGACACUAUUAAAAACGGCACGGAAAUGACCCAGCAAAUGGCGCCACCUUUAGAAUUAAUUUACGAUCCUCAAGAGCCAAAGUCCUUUUGGCAUUACCAACAAGAUCCGGAUGCCACCUUAAUUCGAUCCGUUUCCACUCGCGAUUUGAUUUCGUGGUCUUUUCAAAUAGCUCGAGGAAUGGACUAUUUGGCCAGCAAAAAAGUUCUCCAUGGCGAUCUGGCAGCUCGUAACGUUCUGCUAGCCGAUGAUGGAGUUGUCAAAGUGGCUGAUUUCGGCAUGGCUCGUAAAAUGUACCUGGAAGGCAAUUAUGAGAAAAAAGGACAGGGAUUAAUGCCAAUCAGAUGGAUGGCCAUAGAAUCUUUAACUGAUCGUAUAUUUUCUAGCCAAUCUGACGUUUGGUCUUAUGGCAUUCUCCUCUGGGAACUGUUUUCUCUGGGCAAAGUUCCAUAUCCAGGAAUGGAAGUGGGCAGUCAACUUCUGAAAGAAAUUCAAAGCGGAUAUCGCAUGGAGAAACCCGAAUACGCCACAAAUACAAUGAGCAAAGUCAUGACGGACUGCUGGAAAACGGACCCAAAAGAGCGGCCGACUUUUCGUCAACUCCAGGAAAUGAUACACGACCACAUCGAGUCGUCUGUCAGCUCUGAUUAUUGGAGUUUGAAUUUCCCCUACGCCAAACUGAGCGAGGAGAAACGUCAAAGCUCUUGCACAGCAGAAAGUUCGGGACUAGCAAAGCAGUUCAGCGAUAACAUAUUCAAAAAGAAGUCUAGAGCUCUUUCUCUACCCGCAGAAGAUGCUUAAUUAUGUAACACGAUCAAAGUAUGAACGAGGACGUUGCACUUAUGAUGACGUUCGCGAUUUUACAAAGCCUGACAUUUACUUGCAAGGCGAAAGUAUUUAAACAAAUGAAUUCAGACUUACCCGAUAU
Daphnia pulex (common water flea) is the source of this 3072-nucleotide messenger RNA. Its product is annotated as vascular endothelial growth factor receptor 1-like. The record is from RefSeq and is a predicted model, not a curated record. NCBI's taxonomy places the organism in Eukaryota, Metazoa, Arthropoda, Branchiopoda, Diplostraca, Daphniidae. The transcript has 16 exons. Bases 111 to 2945 code for a protein of 944 amino acids. Gene Ontology annotation, molecular function: transmembrane receptor protein tyrosine kinase activity; ATP binding. Gene Ontology annotation, biological process: multicellular organism development; cell surface receptor protein tyrosine kinase signaling pathway; protein phosphorylation. Gene Ontology annotation, cellular component: signaling receptor complex.